UCUCCUUCCUCUUGUGGCAUAGAUCACAUACCUAGACGCAGUACAGCUAGCUACGUGUCAUGCAGCUAGCCGCGCAAGGGCUAGUUCUCUUUUUCUUGUAUAGUAGAGAUAGACUGUAGAGUCCCUAUCUAUGGCCAUGGUCCGCGACCCCACACCGACUCUCUGCUACGACGAGGCGUUCAUCGACGACGUCAUCCACACCGGCGUCGAGUACGAGAACAUGCAUCACCACCCGUGGGAGCUUCCCAUGGCUGGCAGCCCCGGCCGCAGCACCUGUACCUUCGUGCAGGACGGCGGCUGGGCGAACAUGGCUGGCGUCGUCUCCUCGUCGUCCCCAUCCUCGUCGUCCGUGGUCACCUUCGACGGCCACGGCGGCGAGGAGUACUGCGCCGCGUGGACGGACGGCUUGGACCCGCUUAUUAGCUACGACCAGGCGCCGCCGGGCCACGCUGCAGCCUCCGCCGUCGCCUCGAACAGCUUCAGCUUCCGAGGCGACAGAGACGUCACGGCCGCCGUGGCCUCACAGAAACGGCCCCGUGCGCGUGCGCCGUCAAAGGGAGGUGAGGAAGAAGCUGCUGCUGCUCCUCCUCUUCUAAAGAGGGCAGCCGCCAAGCCUAGCAAACCGCCGCCCACCUCGACGGCGCCGAAGGACCCCCAAAGCCUUGCUGCCAAGAACCGCCGGGAGAGGAUCACCGAGAGGCUGAGGGCGCUGCAGGAGCUGGUGCCCAACGGGAGCAAGGUGGACACGGUCACCAUGCUCGACAAGGCCAUCACCUACGUCAAGUUCAUGCAGCUGCAGCUCAAGGUGCUCCAGACGGACGCGUUCUGGCCGGCACCAGGUGGCGAGGCGCCAAGGAUGUCCCAGGUCAAGGAGGCGCUCGACGCCAUCCUCCUCUCGGCGCCGUUCUCGUCGCAACGAUGACUCGCCGGCCGGCCGGUUGAGCUAGCUAGGAUCAGAGCAACAUCGGCAUCGCAUCCAUGGAAUGGACAAAGGCGUCCUUGCUGCUGAGUUUGUCAUGUUCUUAUGUGCUCCUUACACAUCUUAUAUUGUUGCAUUAAUUCUUUCUCACCACGCCGUGUAACUGAUGUCACAAUCUUGUAGAUACAAGAAAAGUGGCAUGUUUCAGUCAUUUUUCUUCCAUGCCGUUCCAUGUUAGUCUAAUGGAAAAGCUUAUGGUAUUUGAGUGUUUAUUCAUUCUCCAAAUCCACACUUUUCCCCGUGUACUCCGAUCC
This is a messenger RNA of Panicum hallii, 1233 nucleotides long. Its product is annotated as transcription factor bHLH69-like. Lineage: Eukaryota; Viridiplantae; Streptophyta; Magnoliopsida; Poales; Poaceae. Gene Ontology annotation, cellular component: nucleus. The coding region runs from base 131 to 922 and encodes 263 amino acids. Gene Ontology annotation, biological process: regulation of transcription by RNA polymerase II. The transcript has 2 exons. Gene Ontology annotation, molecular function: RNA polymerase II cis-regulatory region sequence-specific DNA binding; protein dimerization activity; DNA-binding transcription factor activity, RNA polymerase II-specific. The record is from RefSeq and is a predicted model, not a curated record.